UGAGCGUUGGGGGAGCUGUUUGCUCUGACCAAUCAGAGAGCAGCUGAGGGGGAAGCGAGCAGCUGUUGCAUCGGAGGAGGAGGAGGAGGAGAUAGAGAUUUGGCGCAAGUUUCGGCUUCAGUGUGUGAAGACAACGGAGAGAAAGAGACUCAGAGGGCUGUAAGACAAGAUAAAACACUCUACUUUCAACUGAGAAGACUUCCUGCUACUAUUUAUAACGUUUGAGCUCAACAUGCCCAGCACGCGCUCUAACGGCCAGGCUCAGCCCACGCUGGCGUUCCCUCGCCGGAAAUCCUGCAGAGUUUCCUCUCACGGCAAGACGCCGCAGCGAGAGGAGUCUCCGGCUGCUUCGCCUUCAAAGCCCGAAACUCAGAACCUGAACCUGGGUCGCAUCGGACCGAUGUCCCCGAGACGCCCUGCCGUCGCCCGGACCUCCGCCCUCUCGUCUCCUCUCUCACUCAGAGCUCCUCCUUCCUCCAGAGAUCCUCCUUCCUCCCCCCGUCUGCAGACACGACUCCCCCUCAGCCCCAGGAAACGCACAGGAGACGAUAACGGCUGUAACCUGGGCGGCUCCUCGCUGCUCGGCUCCCCCCCGAAGCAGAGCAGGCCGGCCGUGAAUUCUCCCAGAAAGCUCAGCUUCGGCGAGAACUCUCCGCUCUCCGUUCGCCGCCGGCUGGUCCCGUCGCUGUCGCCACGGAAACCAUCGUCUCCCAACACCGGGUCGUCACCGCGGCGCCAGGACACUCCCUCCGGAACCCCGGAGGGAAAACAGGCGGUCUCCAGGCUCUUUGCAGAAAAGUCGAGGUUCCUGAGCGUGAAGCAGGCUUUGCACACGGCCCUCCCCGAGCGUCUUCUGUCCCGCGAGGUGGAGCGAGACGCCAUCCGGUGCUUCCUGAGAGACAAAGCCCUGCAGAGAGUCCCCGGCAGCCUCUACAUCUCCGGAGCGCCCGGCACCGGGAAGACCGCCUGCUUCAACUGCGUCCUGAAGGAGAUGGAGGUACUGAUACGAAACUGCCCGGCGUACGACCUGAGCUUCAGUGAGGUCAGAGGUCAGUCCCUGGUCGUCCUGUGGAAAGCUCCGGUGUACAUCGGGGCCAGCGCUGUGUCUGGGUAUCUGGUGGAGAUGGCCAAGGGAUCCUCAGAGUUUGUGACUCUGAACGAGGAAGCUGUGAGCCACCGGUACCUGCAG
Messenger RNA from Notothenia coriiceps (black rockcod), 1189 nucleotides. RefSeq names its product cell division control protein 6 homolog. Gene Ontology annotation, molecular function: DNA replication origin binding. The record is from RefSeq and is a predicted model, not a curated record. Gene Ontology annotation, biological process: mitotic DNA replication checkpoint signaling; DNA replication initiation. Lineage: Eukaryota; Metazoa; Chordata; Actinopteri; Perciformes; Nototheniidae. The transcript is spliced from 5 exons. The annotation marks the transcript as partial. Gene Ontology annotation, cellular component: nucleus.